UUAGGCAUGCAAAAUAAGAAAGGGCUGAAAACGAGCAGCGAAGGAUGUGUUUGGUGGUUUAGCAUGAAGAAGGGAGCCCUAUCAAGCUCUAUUCCUGUGCCCUUCAAUUAAUUAAUCCCUUAAGAGUGCAUUUAUUAAUGAGGAAUGAAACCAGGCUAGUUUCUGGGUGCGGGACCCCGUGAGGAGACUUGGGGCAGGGGUUACCCCUCUGCUUCCCUGGGUAUUUUUUGGGGGGGGGAGUGUCAUAGAUUGAAGCUGCAGGUGGAUCUGUACCGAGCCAGGAAGUUAUUAAGGAUGUUUAUUUUCAAUCUGGUCUCUUUGAAACCCACCGGGUCCCCUUGGGGAAGGGGGAUUCUCCCUUCCCCUCUGCUCCCCCUCUGGGAAGGGGGAUCUCUGCAGCCUCUCAGCGCAGCCUUUCCCACGGAGAAAACCUGACCACCCCCGUCCUGAAUCUCUCAGCUCCCUUUCACCUCCCUCGGGGCCCCAGGCACCUGCAGGAAGGGGAGCAGCCAACGGCGAGACCAGCCGGGGCGGAAAACGAAAGCUGCCCCGUCAUCUUCGCCACCAAGAAGACCAUGGCUGAAGACAUCCCUGCAGAAAGCUUCCAGGAUGAAGCCUCCUGUUCCAUCUGCCUGGGCUUCUUCCAAGACCCCGUCUCCAUCCACUGCGGCCACAACUUCUGCCGGGCGUGCAUCACCCGCUGCUGGGAGGAAGAGGAGGCGAAUUUCACCUGCCCGCGGUGCAAAGAGACGGCCCCGCAGAGAAACCUGAGACCCAACCGGGAGCUGGCAAAAAUCAUCGAGAUAGCCAAGAGGCUGAGCCUGCAGGCAGCCAAAGGAGGGGCAGGGGGGGAGAGGCUGUGCGAGAAGCACCAGGAGGCUCUGAAACUCUUCUGCGAGGAGGACCAGACCCCCAUCUGCCUGGUCUGCAGGGAGUCCCAGGCGCAUCGCGCCCACCCCGUGGUCCCCAUCGAGGAGGCUGCAGAGGAGCACAAGGAGAAAUUCCAGGCUCAUGUGCAGAUCCUCAAGGACAGGAGGGAAAAGCUGCUGGGGCUGAAAAUGGCUGAGGAGGGGAGAAGCCUGAAUUUCCUCGAAAGGGUAGAAGCGGAGAGGCAGAAGGUCGUGGCCGAAAUCAAGGAGCUGCACCAGUUCGUGGAGCGACAGGAGCAGCUCCUCUUGGGCCAGCUAGCAAAGCUGGACCACGAGAUCGUGACGAGGCAGGAGGAGAACAUCGCCAAGCUCUUGGAGGAGAUCUCCUCCGUGGGCGAGCAGAUCCGUGAGCUGGAAGAGCGCUGUCAGCAGCCAGCGUACGAACUCCUGCAGGACAGCAGGAACAUCCUGAGCAGGCUUGAGAGAGAGAGCGCCCAGAAGCCACUGGAGGCAUCGCCUGAGCUGGCUGAGACACCCACCAGUCUUCCCCAGAAGAACAUUGCCCUCAAGGAGAUGCUGAUGAAAUUUCAAGUAAGCCUGACACUGGAUCCGGAGACGGCGCAUCCCCGGCUGGUCCUGUCCGAGGAUCGCAAACGCGUGAGAUGGGAAGACACCCGCCAGCCUGUGCCCGAUAACCCCAAACGCUUUGAUUCGUCCCGCUGCGUGCUGGGCUGCGAGGGUUUCAGCACGGGCAGGCACUACUGGGAGGUGGAGGUGGGUGACGGGGAAGCCUGGGCCGUUGGGGUGGCCAAGGAGUCGGUGAGGAGGAAGGGACGGAUCAGCGUCAACCCCGAAGCGGGCAUCUGGGCGGUGGGGCAAUGUGGGAGCCAGUACCAGGCUCUCACCUCUCCUACCAGCCCCAUCUCCCUGCUCACUGCCCCCAGGGUGAUUGGGAUUUACCUGGACUACGACGCAGGGCGCGUGGCGUUUUUCGACUCCCACAACCAGGCGCCCAUCUUCACCUACCCGCCGACGUCCUUUGCAGGGGAGCAAAUCCUGCCUCUGCUCUGCCUGGGGAGGGGAUGCCAGUUCACCCUGUCCCCCUGACCCUCCCCAUGCCUCAAGUCUCACUCACCCAAAUCUGGAGACACUGUGGGUUCUCAUCACUCCAAAGAUGGCUUUUGGGGGCAUGAAGAAAACCUCUCUGUUGGAGAAGAGCGACAGAGCUGAGCCAAAUCUCCAACUGACCGCGCAUCCCUGCUGUUUGCUGGACCCUGCACCUGCACUUUUCAUCCCGCUGAGCGUCGUGACUGAGCAUAGACGCCGUGGACCAACAUGCAAAAGCCUUUAGGACUUCCUGACUGCUUC
Molecule: messenger RNA, 2237 nt
Organism: Cygnus olor (mute swan)
Lineage: Eukaryota; Metazoa; Chordata; Aves; Anseriformes; Anatidae
Product: E3 ubiquitin-protein ligase TRIM39-like
Molecular function (GO): zinc ion binding; protein binding
Source: RefSeq, a predicted model, not a curated record